CCCUCAAAACCCAAACUUCCUUACCUCUUUCAAAAACAAAACUUGACAUUUAAACUUUCUAUUUAAUUAUUUGUCGUCCAAGAAAAAACCUGUCUUUUUUGUAUGUUCCUUCCACAGAAAGAGAAAGAGAGGAAUUGCUUUAAACUUUUCUCUCCCUUUUCUCUUACAUCUCUUCCUCUUGGGGUUUCUUUAUAUGUACGAAAAAAAAGAAGGAAUUGAAGAUAAAUUUGUGGGUUUCUGAGUUUUUGAGGAGCUAAGAUGUUGGGUUGUGAAUGUUUCUGUUGGCAUCAACAUAUUGAUGUUGAGUUUCCUUCCCUUCAGCCUCGGCCUUACUCUUUGCCUUCUCCAAUCCCACAAUGGCCUCUAGGUCAAGGAUUUGCUACAGGAAAAAUUAACCUAGGAGAAUUGGAAGCGAUUACAAUUACGAAAUUCGAGAGUGUAUGGAGCUGCAGCUUGUUGGGAGGUAAAGAGAAAGGUGUCACAUUUUAUAAACCUGUGGGGAUUCCGGAUGGAUUCUUCUGUCUUGGUUAUUAUUGUCAGGCAAAUGACCAGCCGUUGAGAGGGUAUGUCCUUGCCGCUCGGGAGAGGGAACCCUCGAGUCCGGAAGUUUAUUGUGACUAUGACUCUGAUACAGACUUCCCUGCACUAAGAAAGCCUGUUAACUACUCGUUGGUUUGGAGUACAGAUUAUGGUAAUGGUUUUGGUUUCUUCUGGCUGCCGAACCCGCCUUUGGGAUACAAAGCGAUGGGAAUUGUGGUUACCGACACCCCAAGUGAGCCUUGUGUGGAAGAAAUUAGGUGUGUCCGAGAAGAUCUUACCGAGACUUGUGAAAUUAUGGACACCUUGCUUGCCACUGAUGCAAACACGUUUCAGGUUUGGACCACAAGACCUUGCAAAAGGGGAAUGUUCUGCAGAGGUGUUUCCGUUGGGACAUUCUUCUGCUGCACAUACUUUGUUUCCGAAGAUCAAGAGUUGGAAAUUGCGUGCUUGAAGAAUCUUGAACCUUCAUUACAUGCAAUGCCGAAUUUGAACCAAAUCCAUGCACUCAUCAAGCACUACGGUGCAACAGUUUUCUUUCAUCCCGAUGAAGAUUGUAUGCCGUCUUCCGUGCAAUGGUUUUUCAAAAACGGGGCACUAUUGUACGAAGAAGGCAAGCUUAAAGGUGAACGUAUUGAUUAUUCGGGUUCUAACUUGCCUAGUGGAGGGGGAAACGAUGGUGCAUUUUGGAUAGAUUUACCAAGGGAUGAUAAUGCAAGAAACAAUGUUAGAAAUGGAAACUUGGAAAGUGCAGAGCUCUAUGUUCAUGUAAAACCAGCAUUGGGUGGAACAUUUACUGAUAUUGUCAUGUGGAUAUUUUGCCCCUUCAACGGACCGGCCAACCUUAAGAUCGGGUUAAUGAGUAUACAAAUGAACAAAAUCGGGCAACAUGUAGGCGACUGGGAACACUUCACUCUUCGGAUUAGCAACUUCACCGGAGAACUAUGGAAGGUAUACUUCUCACAGCAUAGUGGUGGUGAGUGGGUUGAUGCGUUCAACUUGGAAUUUAUUGAAGGUAAUAAGCCAAUCAUUUACUCAUCCAAACAUGGUCAUGCUAGUUUUCCGCAUCCCGGGACUUAUCUUCAAGGGGUAGUUAAACUCGGAAUAGGAAUUACAAACGAUGCUGCUCGAAGCAAAUAUUUUGUGGAUUCAAGCACUAGGUAUCAGAUUGUUGCAGCUGAGUACAUUGGAGAUGGGGUAGUUACAGAACCAUGUUGGUUGCAGUACAUGAGAGAAUGGGGUCCAACCAUAGUAUACGAUUCGAGGUCUGAACUGGAUAAGAUAAUUAGCCUCCUCCCGUUGUUUGUUCGGUUUUCGGUGGAGAACAUCUUUGACAUGUUUCCAACGGAGGUUUACGGCGAAGAAGGGCCGACUGGACCGAAGGAGAAGGAUAAUUGGCUAGGAGAUGAAAGAUGUUAGCUUCACCACAUAUACCAUCAUUGCAUUAAAUUGAAACAUUGCUUUCGAGUGUACAAAUCAUACUGGGUAAUGGUUUCGUUGUAUUCUUAGGCCUG
This is a messenger RNA of Hibiscus syriacus, 2051 nucleotides long. RefSeq lists its product as uncharacterized. NCBI's taxonomy places the organism in Eukaryota, Viridiplantae, Streptophyta, Magnoliopsida, Malvales, Malvaceae. The transcript has 2 exons. The coding region runs from base 259 to 1956 and encodes 565 amino acids. The record is from RefSeq and is a predicted model, not a curated record.